Molecule: messenger RNA, 1559 nt
Organism: Hibiscus syriacus
Lineage: Eukaryota; Viridiplantae; Streptophyta; Magnoliopsida; Malvales; Malvaceae
Exons: 5
Coding region: 198-1253 (351 amino acids)
Source: RefSeq, a predicted model, not a curated record
ACUUCCUUGUAUAAACAUCCGGGUUUUAGGCUUUAUUUUGUUGAGAAUUGAGAAUCAGAGCUUAGGUUUUUCUUUCAACAGUGGUGCAACUGCUUUGUUAUCAGCUGCGAACUACCCUUUCCUCUUAUUCAAACUCACUUUCUCUACUCUUUCUAGCUUCUUCGUCGCCUCCCUCCUUUGUGUUCAUUUAUUUGCUCAUGGCGGAGGUUUUAGACGACGGUGAGUUUUGGCUUCCGCCUCGGUUUUUAGCCGAUGAUGACUUGUUUAUGGAGAAGAGUAAAAUUAAUAACAGUCACGACUCUUUGUUUCCCUACGACUUACCGUCGGAUCUAAGUUCUCCGGUUGAUUCCCUACUGGGUUCUUCCGAGACAGACAGUGACGAAGAACAUUCACUCGUUCGGUUAACUCGUCAAAUGGCUCGCUAUACUCUUGAAGAUGACUUUGGCGGCAACGACCCUGUGUUUUCCUCUAAAAUCUCCAAGGAUUGGGUCUCGUCCAGUUCUCCCGAAUCGACCCUAUGUGCGUUUAGCUCGAACAGCCAAUCUCGAGUUUCAUCGCCGUCGGGAACAUGGACUCUGCUUUGUUCAGAAGCAGAGGUAGCGGCGAGGGUUACGAUUAAUGAAGAAUCAAACGGUGGGUUCAUUCACAAAGGCCUUUUAAGACCACCAGCCAAAAAGCCCUCGCUAAACCUCCCUCCCCCUGGCUCUUACCUUCAUCAGCCUCUUUCAUCGCGGGCCACUCAAUUUCAGCAAGUGGACCAAAGCCAGCUAUUAAUGAAACAUCAUAACGUACAAGUUUGGGGAGGAAAGAAGCGGCAACAUGCGGUCCUUCAAAACAGUGUCAGGGGCGGUAAUGGUAGUAAUAGGCCUAUGGGUUUGUUCCCUCUUGCAUGGCCUCCUUUGCAGCAGCCUCGAAAUGGGGCUGUUUUCUUGGGCAACCCUACUGGCCAAAGGGAAUGUGCUGGAACCGGUGUUUUCUUGCCUCGUCGUACUGCUACUGCUGGACCCCGCAAGAAGCAAGCAGUUUGUCCUGUUUUAGUUCCAGCUCGAGUGGUUCAGGCCUUGAACUUGAAUGUCGAUAAGAUUAACGCUCAGCCCCAUCUUGUGUCUCGGUUUAAAGCGAGUGUCGCUACUGAUAGUGGUGGCGGAUUGAGCCUUAGAAGUGGUGGGAAUGACUUUGCUGAGAAAAACAAGUUAAGGCAAAAGCAAGGAAUCAACUAUGAGAUUCGGCUACCUCAGGAAUGGACAUAUUAAUUCUAGUUUUGCAUCCUUCAGAGCUCUGUUGUCAAAGCUUUGAACUUAGAAGAAAGAAGGGUGGAAGUUAUUAGUUUAUAGUGGAGGGGAAAUAGUAGUUUAGAGAAAGAAAAUAUGGUUAUUAGGAAGACGAAGAUUGGAUUUUUAGGUGAAAAAUAUAAAGGAAUUUUACAGGGCAGUCGGUUUUUGGGCCGGGGGCAACUCUUUCGUAAGCUAUGUUUUUGGGGUGAUAAUCUUAGCACCCCUAUGCUUCUUAAUCAUUCACCCCUUUAAUUAAUCUUAACUAUAUUCAACCCCCAUUUCAUA